Molecule: messenger RNA, 9578 nt
Organism: Gallus gallus (chicken)
Lineage: Eukaryota; Metazoa; Chordata; Aves; Galliformes; Phasianidae
Gene: TLK1
Product: tousled like kinase 1
Exons: 23
Coding region: 5819-8008 (729 amino acids)
Biological process (GO): peptidyl-serine phosphorylation; intracellular signal transduction; chromosome segregation
Cellular component (GO): nucleus
Molecular function (GO): protein serine/threonine kinase activity; ATP binding
Source: RefSeq, a predicted model, not a curated record
GGCGGCGGAGUAACGGCGGUGCGCGGAGUGCGGGUGGACGCGGCCGUUGUUUCUGGAUGGAAGGAGUCGGGCACUUUUGGCAUCGUGGAGGUGGGGCAGGGACGGAGCGGAACCGCGGGGCUCGUCCCUAUCAGGAGGGCGCGCAGGGAGCGGCCGGCCCCGCGGCGGCGGUGACAGGGCGCCUCGCGGCCACCGCCGCGCUAUGACUGCAACUUUCUGCUUUCCUCCAUCACGCCUCGGAUGAUAAUAUUUUCCUCCUCCCUCCUCUGCUCCUCCCCUCUUGUGUUACACCGACAGGCAGAGCGGGGUGUUGUGGGUGUUUGCGGGGAAUAGCUGUAUGAAGGUUACGAGCAAACAAGUCCCUUCUCUGUUCCGUUCGGUUAUUGUCUGCUUUUCCUCCUUGCACUGAGAUGCGCUGCCACAAGAUGUAGCAGUUAUACAGCUGGAGAGCGGCUCGCGGCUUUCUGCUGGGAGAACUACUUGUGGCGGGGGAGAACUUUUGUGCACGCACACCCGCGUGCUGAACAGUUGUGUAAUUUCGCUCCGUUUGCCCCACUUUGAUCAAUUCCACGUAGCUUGCCUUCCGACGUCUGCAAAAUGUCGCUGGCCAGGCAGGAAACUUGAGAACUUGAAAUAGAAAUAACAGCGAGGAGCGCGGUCUUUGUUUUUCAAGUCUUCCUGUGGCUUUUUUUGUUGUUGUUGUUGCCGCUGUUGAUAAGCAGUUUGAGGGCUCGCUGACGGGGAUUCGCUCUCCCAAAACGCAGGAGGUGCUUCUCCAUUUUCCGUGCCGGCAGUUGUCAGACCGUACGGCUCCCGUCACUCCGCACGCGCCCCUCCAGGCAGGCUGACACGAAAUGCUCUAGAAAAUACCUGGAGAGGGAUUACGGUAUACGUUAAAGAUGCUGAGUAAAGUGGCAGGCAUUUUGUGCUCCUGCGCUCCUGGAAGCCGACUGGCAGCAGAACGGCCGCCCCCAGCUGAACGUGCAGCUGAUUUUAACUUUAUGAGGAGUAGGUUUCAGCUGUGUCGCAACACUCGUUGUGGAUGUGUGCAUGUCAUAUUCAUACGGAGUGCCUGUGUGGGAUAUUUUGGGAUGUAUUUCAGAUACCGGGUGCACAAGCCUGAAAUGAUUGUUGCAGCACAACAUAUGGAUAACGUAAAUAUAUGUAUUCUCUCUCUGUAAAUACAUAUUUAUUUGUUAUUUAAAGAAAACUGGUGUUCCGUAAGCAUGUCAUCUAGGCAUGGAAAAGCGGUUUUGUGCCGUUAAUUUUUAAAGCGGCGAUGGUGGUGAUGGUGCUUUUUACAUCCCUUCUCACGACUCCCGCGGUUGGAUUGUUCCGAGUGCCGUAAUUCACACUGCGCAGAUACGGGCUUUCGGAGCAGUGAAAGCCCAGCUCUGUGCGUGGUGCUGUAAUUGGCCUUAUUUGCCUAGUGCUCCCACACUGUGAUGGCCGCGUGGCCUCACCGGGCAGUUCUCUUUGGGAGUCAGCGUGAGCUGUUGGCGGGGCCCGAGUCUGUUUUUGCCGUAAGCUGGCAGGAUGGUAGCAGCGCACCUUGCUUCGUAAGGUGUGUUUUGAAAUGGAGCAUCUUGUGUGAAAGCAGUAGGCCAUCUAACGCCGAUAGGUUGGCGUGCUCGUAGGGCAUUGGCUUGUACACGUGCGAGAAUUAUGGCAGAUCAAACUAACAAGUUCAAAAUGAAACGCAGUGUAUUUAAAGGAGCCUGUGUGCAUGCUGGUUCUUGACUGGCGAGCCCAGGCAGCGCUGCCAGACAUCAUCUGUGUGUUGGAAGCAGUAUGUGAGGGUGUGGGCCUAGGUGAGACCAGCACCACAUACUUGUACGCUAGCACCAGCGCUGUACAUCCAGGUGUGGGCCUGCCAUGCCUGUGCUGAGCCUUUGGCCUGGGCCUGCCACGUAUUUCAUUGUGUGACACCUGUCCCCUCUCCUCAACUCCUGCCAUCACCAGGCUGGUUUCCCUGUCAGAUGUGCAGGCCUCGCUGGUGCCUUGCAGUGCCAGCAGCUCACACAGUCUUACCUGUGAUCUGCUGGGACAGCUUGGCAGCAGCCCGCAUGGUGCUCACCAUGUGAAGGUUCCCACUACUGGGAGCAGGAACUCCUGACACCCUUUUUUUGUAAGUCCAAAAAAUACUCUCUGAAGCCCUAAUAUGGAGAAAUCAAAAAGCCAGAAUCAACCAAUCAAGUGGAAAAAAAAAAACACCAAACCAACCAACCUCUGACAUAUGUAGCUGUCACUCAAAGUUCUUUUGUUUUGCUCUUCAAAUUUUAAAUGUAAUACUCUGUCAGUAUUGAAAUGGGACUGCUUGGGAAAUGCAGGGUGAAAUUAAAGAAAAUAAUUUAUCUUUUUUGAAAUGUGUUACAAGAUUGUAGCAGUGCUUCAUGAGGUGUUGUCUUCUCUUACCACUUGACUUGUAGGGGCAUCACUGCCCAGCUGAGUAGGGGUGAAUUUGUGUUUUAGAGCUUUAGAAUGAAAAUAUUGGCAUGGACUUAAGUAAAAUUGUAUCUGUACAGUUCUCUUGUAUCAGAACUGUCUUGUGUUUCUAAUUCCAUGUAGUAUCAAACUUUCCUUCUGUCCAUUGCUUUAUUUGCCAAUAACUGAUGUGUGGUUUGUUUGGUCAGUCAUUUAUUCAAGAACCAUCUAACUUAGGCUAUUAGGAAUUUAGGAAAACUGUUAAGUAGUGUUACUGUAAACUCUGUAUCUACUGAAUCUUGUGCCAUAGCUCGUGUAACUGCAGUCAUGCAGCUUUGUGUUUGGAGUUUCUUUACUGUUCAUGUGUGGCACUGAAGAGAUCACAUUGCACAGCUGCAGGGUGCUGGUUUGGAAAUGGGAGACAACCAGGCUAUCGCAGACAGGACAGAGAGGUCUGGGAACACAUACAUGAGUAUCUUGAAAUAUGUCCUCCUUUGAGGUUGGAGGCAGGUCAUCAGUGUCUGGCAGUUUGGCGUGGUGCCUCGCAGGUGGUUUUUUUGUGUGCCGUUGGCUUUGUAGACUUUACUAGGUGCAAAAGAGAGUGCUAAAUACAACUCUGAGUCACCAAAACAGGAAUGGGAAGGUUCACAUCUAGAAUUUGAUCCCAAGUUAAAAGGUGAUGAAAAUGUGGUAAAUAAAUCCGUGAUAUUUCUCUAAUACCAUUUGAAGAACUAUUGUAGAUGUAGCAAACUUCAUUUUUUUAAUUUGAUGAAUGUUUAUUAUUCAUAGUUCUCAUUACCUAAAAUGAGAUAAUAGUUGUCCAUCUGAGAACAAAGGUACUGUUUUUGUUUCCCUAAGUUUCCAGCCUAGCAAAUGUUCGUAGCUGCUGGUCUGUGUCCCAUCCUCUUCCUAUGAUGCGUUGGUACAUGUAUGUGAAAACUACCUGGUUGCGUUCAAACUUCCAGGUUCUCUCUGUGGUUGUUUGCUUCUAGCGUAGGAACCCAACUGUUCUAUUUUCUUAACCAGUAAGUUCUCAUUAAGUUGUUUUAUUGCAGUUUCUUACAGUUUAGAUACAGAGCUUUGAGAAUUUUAAGGACGUAACCGGUUCAUGUGAGAGCAAAGAAGAACGGGAGCACUUUGUAUUUGAAGGUGAUGGUAUAUUUUUACUGAGAAUGAGCACAGCAAUCGUAAAAGAUUGUUGAGGCCAACUGCAGCAGGUGUUGUGUAAAACUUGAUGUAGUGCCUCUUGUAUGUGCAGAUUCUAGCUUGUGAUAUUACUGCUAUCUUUGUUGUAGAUGUUUCCCAUUGCGAGCUAAUACAGUGCCUAAUUCUUGUAUGAGAUUUUUUAGUAUGCCCAAGUCAGAAAUGGGAAAAGAAUACCUUUCUUAAUGUGCACCCUUGUUUGAACCUGAUCGUCUAAAAAGCAAGCGCUGUGGAGAACAGAGCAGAUUAAUGCUUGGGUGAUUGUUUUGUUUUAUUUCUGUUUUUCCUUGCCUAGAAUGGAAUUUCCCAUUAACUUACUCAAUUUUAAAAGGAGAGAGAAUCAAUAUCCUUAAGGACAGGCUGUAUUUAUUUAUUAUUAUCUCCAUUCAAAUAACAAGUAUGUUCUUUUUUUUAAUUUUUUUUUCCCUUCAGCAGAUUCUUCUUCAGCAAGCUGAAAUAAGCUUGCUUCUUUGUAAUAAUUUUGUUUUGUGAUAGGUAUUGAUAUUGCCUUGCAUUUUCCUCGAAAUGCUUACAGAAUGCCAGGAAAGACUGGUGUAUGUGUAUGUAUCGUGGUCAAAGUGAGGUCUGUGGAAUUUUGCUACCUGGAGAAAGGAGAUGAUGAAAAUAUGGCUGGCUUAAAUAACCCUCUGCGCUUCCUGUGUUCUUCAUGUAAGGUCUCGUUCCUUCAGUUCUUUCCUGAGCAGAUCACCAGAAGGUGCCAGCAGGAAGAUCUUGGUAACCAGUCAUUCCCAGGGGUGGCCAUGUUCACGUGAAGUAUUUAGAAGACUCUGUGUCCAACUUUCUAUACUGCCCAGUGAAGAAACAUGUUUCAGGUAACCUCUUCCUUUACAUUUAUUGUUGUGCAUGUUACAUUAUGAUCUCCAUUCUCCAGGAUAACUUUUUAUUGAAAAAAAUCAUGUUGAAAUACUACUGUAAUGUAACAAGAUUCAUAGCUUAUGUAUAAUACCUUAUUUUCUGUAAUGAUUGAUCUGUUUAAGAUCAUUCUCAAUGACCAUAAACUGUCAGCUUGGAUCUUCUGAUCAUGCAGUCCUUCCAGUGCUUUGGUCACUGGGAAUUAACUUGGAAUUUUUAAGUUUUCUUAUUCAAUUUAUCUUUGGUGUGUGGAAGAGUUCUGACUUUUAAAGAGAAAAUUCAUUGCAUAUAUAGUGGUGUAAAAUGUGUUUAAAUCAAUUGGGAAUCCACUAAUGCAUUUGUCACACAACACUCUGUCAUUACUAGCUCAUUCUUUAAAUUAACUUUAUAGCUGGUGCACACUGAUCUUCCAGUCAUAUACUUUUGUUUUUUUUUUUUUACCACUUUGUUCUUGGACAAAGAAUGUAUGUUUUCCUGUCCUCAGUUUUUUCUCAUUUCUAUGGUUUUUUGUUCUUUGUAAUUUUUUUUUCUUUUUGAAAACAAGCUCCAAACUUCAGCCUUUCAUAAAAGAUAAGCGCAGGAAAGAGUGGGAGAAGUUCAACAUGAUGAAAUACCAGCUCAGCUUUCUUCAUGUGUGUAGUUAAAAAAAAAAAAAAAAAAAGCCUACAUAGCAAAACAUGUCGAGAGCAUCAGAACAGUGCUCCUUAAGCUGAAAUGGCUGUUUUGGGUAGCUCAAAAACUCAGCAAAAGGUUACUCUUCUCAGUAUCAUCACGAGAUGUUCUGGUCUACGUGCUGUCAAAUGCUGAGCAUCCCAGUGGUUAAUAUUAACAAACAGUCAAUUUUAUAUAUGGUGUGGGGACACACUCGCUUUUUUGCAUGUAUGAAGUGUGUGUGAAGUCUUGAUGAGCUGUUUGGUCAUUAGGAAUAGUGCUGUUAGCAGGAUCCGCCGUUCCCCACAUCACUCUCUUAGACACUGAGCUUACACAAAAAAGUUGGUCACAUUAUAGUAAAAAUGUUCUAAAAUCAUCCAUCUUAUUAAGUACUUCAAAACCUGUGUCACAGUUUCAGAUAUAUCAUUUUGCUAAUCCUGUUGAUGAAUAUUGCAGAUAAUACAACAUACGGUUGCCAGGUUCGUACUGCUGAUUUUCCCAUACCUUGAGUUCCAGCUUUUUAUAUAGCUGUUUGCUUGCAAACAGAGGAAUGGAAACACGUCAAGUUCACAAAAAAGCAUAAUCUGGUUGUGUAUUGCAUUAGAAUUUUUUUUUUUCCUGUUUUUCUCCCAUUCAGUAUCCUUGCAGCAUAUAACUUAAUUUGGAAAUGAAGUACUGGAGCUGUGAUGGCAAAACAGUUCCCAGAGCAAUGGAUGAACUUCAUAGCCUGGACCCAAGAAGACAAGAAUUGUUAGAGGCAAGAUUCACAGGAGUAGUAAGUGGCAGCACUGGGAGUACUGGAAGUUGCAGUGUUGGAGCUAAAGCCUCAACAAAUAAUGAAAGUUCGAACCACAGUUUUGGAAGCUUGGGAUCUUUAAGUGAUAAAGAAUCAGAGACUCCAGAGAAGAAACAGUCAGAACCUUCCAGAGGAAGAAAAAGAAAAGCAGACACUCAGAGUGAAAGCAGCCAAGGAAAGAGUAUUGGGGGACGUGGCCACAAGAUUAGUGACUAUUUUGAGUACCAAGGUGGAAACGGCUCUAGUCCAGUUCGAGGUGUACCUCCUGCAAUCCGAUCUCCUCAGAAUUCACAUUCCGCCCCUUCUUCUGUUCGACAGAAUAGUCCUUCUCCUACUUCAUUAGCUUUUGGGGACCACCCUACCACGCAACCAAAGCAGUUAUCUUUUAAAAUUACUCAGACUGAUCUCACAAUGCUGAAAUUAGCUGCACUAGAAAGUAAUAAAAAUCAAGACUUGGAAAAGAAAGAAGGUCGUAUAGAUGACUUACUCAGGGCUAACUGUGAUCUUAGAAGACAAAUAGAUGAACAACAAAAGCUACUUGAAAAAUAUAAGGAAAGGUUAAACAAAUGUAUUUCAAUGAGCAAGAAGCUUCUAAUUGAAAAGAGCACACAAGAAAAGCUGGCAAGCAGAGAGAAGAGCAUGCAAGACAGAUUACGCCUGGGGCAUUUUACAACAGUUCGUCAUGGUGCUUCAUUUACUGAACAGUGGACAGAUGGCUUUGCAUUUCAGAAUCUUGUAAAGCAGCAAGAAUGGGUGAAUCAACAAAGGGAAGACAUUGAAAGGCAAAGAAAGCUCCUGGCCAAGAGAAAGCCACCAACUACAAAUAAUUCUCAGGCACCAUCUGCCAAUUCUGAACCCAAGCAGAGGAAAAAUAAAGCUGUGAAUGGGGCAGAAAACGAUCCCUUUGUUAGACCCAAUUUGCCACAGCUUUUGACUCUAGCAGAGUAUCACGAACAGGAAGAAAUUUUCAAACUUCGAUUAGGACAUCUCAAGAAGGAGGAAGCUGAAAUACAAGCAGAACUUGAACGUUUGGAAAGAGUUAGGAAUCUUCACAUCAGAGAACUGAAAAGAAUAAAUAAUGAAGAUAAUUCACAGUUUAAAGAUCACCCCACAUUGAAUGAACGGUAUUUGUUACUCCACUUACUUGGCCGAGGUGGCUUCAGUGAAGUAUACAAGGCUUUUGAUCUUUAUGAACAAAGAUAUGCUGCUGUGAAGAUUCACCAGCUUAACAAAAGCUGGAGGGAUGAAAAGAAAGAAAACUACCACAAACAUGCCUGCAGAGAGUAUAGAAUACACAAAGAACUGGAUCACCCCCGGAUAGUUAAAUUAUAUGACUACUUCUCCUUGGAUACAGAUACGUUUUGCACGGUGUUAGAAUACUGUGAAGGCAAUGACUUGGAUUUCUAUCUCAAGCAACAUAAAUUGAUGUCAGAGAAGGAAGCUAGGUCCAUUGUAAUGCAAAUAGUAAAUGCACUACGGUAUCUCAAUGAGAUCAAGCCCCCUAUUAUACACUAUGAUCUUAAACCAGGUAAUAUUCUUCUUGUAGAUGGAACAGCAUGUGGAGAAAUAAAAAUUACUGAUUUUGGCUUGUCCAAAAUAAUGGAUGAUGAUAGCUAUGGUGUGGAUGGAAUGGAUUUAACUUCACAGGGAGCAGGAACUUACUGGUACUUGCCUCCAGAGUGUUUUGUAGUUGGCAAAGAGCCACCAAAGAUUUCUAAUAAGGUUGAUGUAUGGUCAGUUGGAGUAAUCUUUUUCCAGUGUCUUUAUGGUAGAAAGCCAUUUGGCCACAAUCAAUCACAGCAAGAUAUCUUACAAGAAAAUACAAUAUUAAAAGCCACAGAAGUCCAGUUCCCUGUUAAGCCUGUUGUUAGCAAUGAAGCCAAGGCCUUUAUCAGACGCUGUUUAGCAUACCGAAAAGAGGAUAGAUUUGAUGUCCAUCAACUGGCUAAUGAUCCUUACCUUCUCCCUCAUAUGAGGAGAUCAAAUUCUUCAGGAAACUUACAUAUGACUGGGCUAGCAGCAUCCCCUACACCACCUACUUCAAGCAUUAUUUCAUACUGAAAUUUCUCCAGCUGAGGAAUGGCAUGAUAUCUUUGUGUAGUUUCCAGAUGCAGACUUGAGCUUGAGAACAUUUGGGUGUUUUUACGCAGGACGAGUUUGAUAACUGUGUUUUCAGGCUGAAGUCCUCCUACAUAGUGUUGUUGGUAUGAUUGAAAUGGGUCACGGACUGUGAAUAAAUAUGCCCUUCAGAGAACAACCUUUAAACGUUGAAGGAUGACACUGCCUGUUACACACUAACAGGUAUACUGUGUUUAAGACUGAAGAAAAGGUUUUUAGUUUUUUUCUGGGGAACAUUGUAAAUAAUCUUUUUAAUACUUAAAGUACAUUUGGUUGAUACUGGAAAGUUCUAACAUGAAGGGUAGUUUUUCAUUAUUUAAAAUUUUUAAAAAAGGUAGUGAACAAAUUUGAGAACAAGAAAAAUUCCACGUCUGCUUAAUAAACUCAAUGAACUGCCAUGUUUCCAAGACAUUGAUCUUCCGAAACCAAAGUAAGAAGUGCAAGACAGUCAAAGCUGUGUUCUACAUCAGAUUCCUCGAUGAAAUUAUAGUAUUUUAUUUGGCACUCAGGAUUUUACCUCCAAACGUGCGGUGUUCUUUCACAGGAUUUAGGUUGAUAGGGAAUUCCUGGUACUUAUUUCUCAAAUAGGUUGCUAAUUUUGAAAUAAGCUUAAUUUUCUAAAUAUGCUGUACUUGCUGUGGUAUUGAAACUUGUGAAAAUUUCCAGGCCUCUGAUAAAAGCAAACAACAGUAUGAAACCAAAUGCAAACAGUCAUGUAUAGUAUUCUAUGCAGGAAUAAUGAUAAAUUCCCUUCUAGCUCUAUUGUAAAUUGUUGUACAGAUGUCACAUUUUCAGUUAAAUUUCAGCAACUUAUUCCUGUACAAAUGUUUAAAGUAUGGCUUUUUCUAAUUGGAUAUUGUAUUUUUUUUAAGUCUCCCUCAAGGCGCUUUUAAUUGCUGCUAAACAAUGUUGCUUUUACUUCAGCAAAAGAAUCAGAUGACCUCCUUAAGGUGCAAGUAAACUGUACGUUAUAGAGAGACUGAGUAGGAAACUCAUUAACAAUCAAGGCAUGUAAAACCGAGCUGUGUUGGCCGUAUACAGUACAGUUCCGUAAGUCAAUUUAUUGCACUCUCAACCUGUAGAGUGCAUCAGUACUAGAUGUAGAAGUUGCUCAUGGCUAUUCUCUAUCUCUGGAAGUUCCUAUCAACAAGGAGAUGUUUCUUGUGGCUUGUACAGGUAUUUUAAAAUGUGAAACAUUUUCUAACUGCCUUGUAUGGUAGCGACUUAUUUUUCAAAACAGCGUAUCUCUCUCCAGUUCACUAUUCUUUUUACUGUCCCAUUCUGGAUGCUGAAUACUAUCUGUAAUUUUGUCCAUGUUUCAGAAAAAGGAGGCUGUUAUUACCACAGGUUUUCAUUUAGUAUUGUACAGUUAAACUGUUGCUCUUGUUUCUGAUGUUGCAAGCCAUUUUGUUUUCAUUGUAUAUAAAGGAACAUAACUGUCUCUUUAAGAUGCUGCUGAAAUUGUAGAGAAUGUAGCCAAAACAGUAAUAAACAAUGACAGUUGAAAUUUCAA